Messenger RNA from Vicia villosa (hairy vetch), 938 nucleotides. Its product is annotated as probable glutathione S-transferase. The record is from RefSeq and is a predicted model, not a curated record. Lineage: Eukaryota; Viridiplantae; Streptophyta; Magnoliopsida; Fabales; Fabaceae. The transcript is spliced from 2 exons. Gene Ontology annotation, cellular component: cytoplasm. Gene Ontology annotation, molecular function: glutathione transferase activity. The coding region runs from base 138 to 806 and encodes 222 amino acids. Gene Ontology annotation, biological process: glutathione metabolic process.
CAGAUGUAGCAAAUAACAAAACAAAUUCAACUUUUUUUUUUUUUUUUUUAAUUUGACUUGUUGAACAAACCAAAUGACUCCAUGAAAAUCACCUUCUACAAAAGGGCUAGUCUUGAAUUAUGAAAACAUAAGCUAAGAUGGCAGAGGUGAAACUGUAUGGAUUUUGGUAUAGUCCUUUUACUAUUAGGGUUAUAUGGGCACUAAAUCUGAAGGGUAUACCAUAUGAGCACAUAGAAGAAGAUCGUUUCAAUAAGAGUCCUCAACUUCUUCAAUAUAACCCUGUAUACAAACAGACUCCAGUGCUAGUUCAUGAUGGAAAACCCUUAUGCGAGUCCAUGCUCAUUGUCGAAUACAUUGAUGAAAUCUGGCCACAGAAUCCAUUGCUUCCAGCUGAUCCCUAUGACAAAGCUCAAGCCCGGUUUUGGAUUAAAUAUGCUGAUGACAUGUUUCCAGGAAUUGAGGCGCACUAUCGUAGCAGAAGUGAUGAAGAUCGAGAGAAAGCAAAAGAGAUUAUAUGGGAGAGACUUGGAGUUGUUGAGGAUCAGUGUCUGGGAGAUGAGAAGAAAUUCUAUGGGGGAGACACCUUUAACAUUGUAGACAUAGCUCUUGGAUCUUUUGUCCAAGUUAUUGAGGUUCAAGAGGAUAUGUUUGAAGUGAAGAUCUUGCAAAGUGAGAGGUUCCCACGCUUGAAGUUAUGGUUUAAUAAUUUCAAGGAUGUCCAAAUCAUUAAAGAAAACACCCCUGGUCAAGAGGAACUGAUAGGUUUUUUAAAGCCUCUUAUUGAAAAAAUGUUGCAAAGGAAAUGAUGGCUUCUUGAAAUGAUAUACUAUCAUCAUGGAUCAUCUCGUCAUCAUGUGUAUUCCUUUAUGUUGUCUGGUUUCAUUUGUUUUAAUAUUAAGAGUAUGUACGUCAAGUUUAAUAAAGUUAUGGUUUACUUA